Messenger RNA from Lottia gigantea (owl limpet), 1395 nucleotides. RefSeq lists its product as hypothetical. Gene Ontology annotation, cellular component: membrane. Gene Ontology annotation, molecular function: ABC-type transporter activity; ATP binding. Bases 1 to 1395 code for a protein of 464 amino acids. The record is from RefSeq and is a predicted model, not a curated record. Lineage: Eukaryota; Metazoa; Mollusca; Gastropoda; Lottiidae. The transcript is spliced from 8 exons. Gene Ontology annotation, biological process: transmembrane transport.
AUGGAUUCUAUUGUUGUUAUGACAAAUGGAGAAAUAUCAGAAUUAGGAUCCUAUGAUGAAUUAUUGUCUCACAAUGGUUCUUUUGCACAAUUCCUCAAGACAUAUCUAACUGAAGAAACUGGUUCCAAUUUACAUAAUGAAGAUGAUCCUGAAAGUAAUGUUCGUAAUCACCCAAGGAUGAAUCCUAUUGAAAAUCAGAAUUAUCGAAAAAUACAGAAUUAUCGAAAAAUAUUCAGUAUAAGUUAUUACCCUUGUUCAAGAAAACGCAUUCAUGAUGAAGAUAAGAAUCCUGAAAUGAAAAAUUUAAAGAAGGAUGAAGAGAAAUUGAUUGAGGAAGAAAAAUCUGAGACAGGAAAGGUGAAGCUGUCAGUUUAUAUAGGUUAUGCUAAGGCCAUAGGUUCGCUGCCAGCUGUGUUAAUAUUUGUAAUAUAUGGAUUUUACCAGGCUUUGAAUGUUUAUUCAAGUGUUUGGCUGGAACAGUGGACAGAUGAUCAACUCCUGGCAAACAGAUCUUUGGCCAAUACUAGUAUAUAUCAAGAUAAAAAUGAAAUGUAUCUUGGAGUUUAUGGAGCAUUGGGAGUUUGUCAAGCCAUAGCAGUUUUGACAUAUGCUUUACUGGCUUCUGUAAGAUUUGUGAAGGCAGCUGGAAAUAUACAUUACAAAAUGAUAACCAACAUUUUACGAUCACCUAUGUCCUUUUUUGACACGACUCCUGUUGGCAGAAUUGUUAAUAGAUUUUCAAGGGAUGUAGAAACUGUUGACAACAACUUGCCCCAGUUAUUUAGAAGUUGGAUUAAUACAGUGUUUAAUGUGGCCAGCACUCUUAUUGUAAUUAGUUAUUCAACACCAUAUUUCCUUAUAGUGAUUAUACCUUUGGCCUUUUUGUACUGGCUGGUGCAACGAUUCUAUAUACCAACUUCAAGACAGUUAAAGAGAAUUGAAUCGACAACAAGAUCACCAAUAUAUUCUCAUUUUAGUGAGACAAUAACAGGUGCUUCUUCAAUACGGGCUUAUGGAGUUUCAAGGAGAUUUAUUGAGGAAUCACAGCUGAAAGUUGACAAAAACUUGGUUUUUUAUUUUGCUGGAAUUGCAUCAAAUAGAUGGCUUGGCUUUCGACUUGAAUUUUUAGGAAGUCUAAUUGUGUUGGCUGCUGCUUUGUUUGCAGUCCUUUCAGCUGAUGAUGGCAUAGUCGGUUUAUCUGUAUCUUAUGCUCUCCAAGUUACUGGCUCGCUCAAUUGGAUGGUAAGAAUGACAAGUGAUUUGGAAACAAAUAUUGUUUCAGUAGAAAGAAUGAAAGAAUAUUCGGAAACUGCUUCUGAAGUGAGUAUAUUUUUUAAACGAUUCACAAAGUUUAAGAAAGAAAUAGAACACACCAACCUUUUCACAGGGUUUUAA